Messenger RNA from Mercenaria mercenaria, 5558 nucleotides. RefSeq names its product cytochrome P450 4B1-like. The record is from RefSeq and is a predicted model, not a curated record. Lineage: Eukaryota; Metazoa; Mollusca; Bivalvia; Venerida; Veneridae. The transcript is spliced from 3 exons. Gene Ontology annotation, molecular function: alpha-(1->3)-fucosyltransferase activity; oxidoreductase activity, acting on paired donors, with incorporation or reduction of molecular oxygen; heme binding. Gene Ontology annotation, cellular component: membrane. Bases 881 to 2353 code for a protein of 490 amino acids.
GUAACAUAUCCAUGGUAUUGAUCCAUAGUUAUGAACGGCAUAGAACAGAUGGAAGUUGAUGAAUUAAAAUGUUGUUUUUUAUCGUUUUUAAGGGAUGUUUUAACAAGAAAAUUAUACGUGUGUUAAAAAGGUUGCAGAUUUCUACUUUCAAAACUCAUUGGAUGGAUUUUAAAGAAGUUGUUGGAAGGCUGAUGAAAUAUUUAUUCCUUUAUAAAAUACUUACGAACACCUUAAGUGUUCAGCAGUUUGUGGAUAAGAAUGGAGUACCAUGACAUGAUCAAUGAACGCGUCUUUUAAGUAUUACAAACUCAAAAUUUACAUUUAUGCUUUGUACAUUACCAUCAGAGCAAGAGCUUGUGGGUUUUUUUUUUCUUUCUUGUUAACGUUAUAGGUUUAUUAAAAGACGCUAAAAUUUUAAAGUCCCGUCAACAUCGAUUUUUUAAAAAAUCAGAGUAGGAUAUACAUUUCAGAGGCAAAAGACGAAUUCCAUUAGUGAAAAAAGCAAAAACUUAUAAAUGCGCUAUAUGUGGAAGUAUUUGAAAUUAAUACAUUGGAAAAUAACUAUGUGUAUAACCGCAAGGAUAUAUGUGUACUAUGUAUGAGAAUAUAUAAGUUAAUGUAUAUAUGUGUAAUAUACAUGUAUGUUAACUCAUCUGACACUUUAUAUACUCGAAAUUAGCGAAAUGGACCAAUGUUUCAAUUUCCGUGUUUGUUGUUGUAAACCGUUGGUUGUACGAACAAUAAUUAUUAUAUUCGUGUAAUAUUUUCAUGAUAAAAUUGUUGCUGUAAAUAUUGGAUAACGUGGAAAGGAAGAAUAUGUGUUAAACUAAGUGCAUUCGACAGAUGUUUCGUAGUUUCCUGUUAAUUCUGGCGACUCGGGAUGGUAAAGAGUACUUAUUUGACAUGCGCUCGCAGGCUUUGUCUUAUUUUAGUGAUUAUAACAAUAUUCCUUAUUACAUUCGUCAACAUUCAGUUUAACAUGAAAGGAUACUGGCUGGUUCCCGCGCACGUAUCGUCAACUUUUGAAAGCGUCAAGAGGCUGAUGCGAAAUAGAGUUUCAGAUCAGACGGUAAAGCAAAACCAAAACCGAACUCUUAUCAAUGUGUUCGAAGGUGUACGAAAUAAGGAUAUAGGAGUACGAAAUAAGGAUAAAGGAGUUCGAAAUAAGGAUAAAGGAGGACAAAAUAAGGACAAGACAACAAAUAUAACUGGACUUAUUCCCAAUGAGAAUGCCAUGCGGCAUAUCUUAUGGUACAACAAACCGGUCUGGAUACAUCUUGGGUUUGCAAAUCGAGUUUUGGCCUCCGAAUGUGUUUAUAAUAACUGCAGAAUGUCGGACAGCAAAACUGAUCUUCAAAAAUAUGCAGCUAUAGUGUUUACGUUUACACAAGAAUUAGACUUCACGCCACCAGUUUCAAAAGGCGAAAGGAACAUUGAUCAAGUAUGGAUAUUUUUUGGUUUAGAAUCACCUGUCUAUCAUAAAAGAAUUGCUUACAGACACAACAGUUGGAUGAACACAAUGAAUUGGUCAAUGUCAUACCGAUUGGACGCAGAUAUAUUUUUUCCUUACGGAAUGUUGGAGAGGAAGAAAGAAAUUCAACAGCGUAAUUUCAGUGCAAUAUUCCAACGUAAAACAAAACAAGCUGUUUGGUUAGUUAGUAACUGUGGAGCAGUAAGUAAGAGGGAUGAUUUUGUGUCAGAGCUGCAGCGCAGUGGAGUAGAAGUUGACAUAUUUGGUGUAUGUACAGAUAAUUUAUUUCAUGAUAAAAAUGAUAUGCUCUCAAGAAUUAACAAGGAUUAUAAGUUCUAUUUCAGCUUUGAAAACAGCUUAUGUCAAGAUUAUGUGACAGAGAAGUUUUUCAGAUAUUAUAAUUUAGAUGUUGUAUUAGUGGUUCGUGGAGGAGUGGAUUAUGACCACGCCCUUCCAAAUGAAACUUUUAUAAACGCCGCCCAUUUUGAAUCGGCAAAAGCCUUGGCCAGAUUUUUGUUUAAAGUUGGCUCCUCGGAAAAGCUUUAUACCAACUUCAUUCGAAAUAAAGACAGAUAUGUUGCCUCUGAAAUGUUUACGAUGCCAUCCAGUUACUGUAGUAUUUGCGAGAAACUUAAUAAUCUAAAUGAUUAUAGAAAGUCUUAUGAUGAUCACGUGACCUAUAUACACGAGAACACGUGCUGGGAGGCUUCUGACGUUCCGUUCAGACUGACCGGGUUAAUGUCUGAUUUAAUGAUUGCAAUAUUAUUUUUACUAUUUAUUAUAAUGUGUUAUUUUGUUGUAAGAAAGCACUUGAGCAGUUGUAACAGCGGAUGUGGCACCACACGAACUUUAUUGCUCAAAAUAUGCUUAGGAAAGAAAUGAAAAUAAUGUAAGAGAUUGUUUUUGUUGUGAUCUUAAUUUAUAAACUUGAAUAAUUUGACUAACUUGGUAUGGUGCAGGUCUGUGUAAAGGAAAAAAGAAGCCCUGCCAUGGGGUCCGUGAAACUCUUGUGCUAGCUGGUAAUAAUUAUCGACAAUAUGCAACGGCCGACUUACGAAACAUUAUGAACGAGAAUGAACCUACAUCGGGAAAUAAUUCAUUCACAAUAUAGGCAUCUCUGAUUUAACCGAUUAUUUGUUUGGUGUAUUUUGUUGAAUAAGAUACAAAAAAUAUUGUUGACCGGGACCAAGUAACUGUCAGCUCAGUUAUGCGAUCUAAGGGGAACUGUCGGGUCAGUUAUGCGAUCUAAGGGAAUUGUCCGGUCACAUGCCAUGUAUAUACUACCACUUUAGAUUCCCUACAGUUUGUUAACUCAGCGCCGGGUUAUAGUGAUGAGUACAGCCAGUCUCUCUACCCCUCUGAUCCGUGACACUCCGUGCAAAGCAUAGUUGUAAAUACAUGUACACUACUGACUGGUGCACAAAUUAAACCAAGUAGAGCUAAUGCGGCUUAAUAUAUUAUGUUAUAAUUAAGUUAUUAAGCAUAUAUCUAUUUCAAAAAUUUUACAAAAACAUUUGAUAAUUUUAGGUUUUUAUUUAUUUAUAUUUAAAUAACUCCUUUACAUCUUUAAAUGAUGUUUCAGCAAAUAACCUUUUAUUUACACUACAGUAAGUUUUUUGAUUUUUAUGCCCCCGAAGGUGGGCGUAUUAAAAUCGCACUGUCCAUCCGUCCGUCCGACCGUAACUUUGUAAAUUCUUGUCCGAGUUGUAACUCUGCCAUCCAUGAAGGGAUUUUGAAAUAGAUUGGCAAAAGUAUUUACCUUAAUGAGACGAUGUUUCACGCGUAAUACCCAGACCCCUAGCUACAAGGUCAAGGUCACACUUAGAAGUCAAACGUUAAUAGAGUCUGUUUCGUCUCCGGUUUGUAACUUUGCCAUUCAUCAAGAGAUUUUGAAAUUACUUAGCAUAAAUGUUUAUCAUAAUGAGUCGACGUGUUAUGGGCAAGACCCAGACCUCUAGCUCCAAGGUCAAGGUCACACUUAGAGUUCAAAUGUUGACAGGGUCUGUUUUUGUGUCCGUUCCAUAACUGCCAUCCAUGAAGGGAUUUUAAAAUAUAUUUACAUAAAUGGUAACUAUAAUCAGACAAUGUGUCAAGUGCAAGAUCCUUAGCUCCAAGGGCAAGGUCAUACACUUUUAGAAGGUUUAUAGGAUCUUUUUCGUGUCCGGUAUCUACCUCUGUCAUCUAUGAAGGGAUUUUGAAACAACUUAGAAUUAAUGUUAGCAUAAUGAGACAAUGUGUUACGCGCAAGACCCAGACCACUAGUUCCAAGAUCAAAUUAACUCUUAGAAGUUAAGCCAGAGGUUAAUAGGGUCUGUUUCAUUUCCGGUUCGUAACACUGCCAUUCAUCAAGGGACUUCGAAAAUACUUGGCAUAAAUAUUCCCCAUAACGUGAAAACGUGUCAUGCAUAACAACCAGAUCCCUCGCUCUAAGGUCAAGGUCACAUUUAGAGGUUAACGGUUAACAUGGUCUGUUUCUUGUCGGAGAUUUUAAAAUUAAUUGGAAUAAACGUUCCCUAUAUUGAGAUGAAGUGUCAGACACAAGACCAAGAACCCUAGCUUCAACAUCAAGGUCACACUUAGAAGUCAAAGGUUAACAUUGUAUGUUUCUUGUCCGGUCUAUAAAUCUGCCAUUCAUCAAAGGAGCUUAAAAUUACAUGUCACAAUUCUUCCCUAUAAUGAGUUGAUGUGUCAUGCUCAGGAUCUAAGGGGAGCCUUCAGGUCAGCCAUUCGAUCUUAGAGAAACUGAAGGGUAAGUCAUGCAAUCUAUGGGGAGCUGCCAGGUCAGCCAUUCGAUCUAAGGGGAACUGAAGAGUCAGUCAUGCGAUCUAUGGGGAGCUGUCAGGUCAGCCAUGCGAUCUGAGGGAAACUGAAGGGUCAGCUAUGCGAUCUACGGGAAACUGUCAGGUCAGCCAUUCGAUCUAAGGGGAACUGAAGAGUCAGUCAUGCGAUCUAUGGGGAGCUGUCAGGUCAGCCGUGCGAUCUAAGGGAAACUGAAGGGUCAGUCGUGCGAUCUAAAGGAAAAUAAUAAGUCAGUCGCGCGAUCUAAGGGGAACUGUCAGGUCAGACAUGCUUCGCCUUGGACAAUAUUGGUGUUCGUCCUAGCGAAACGGCUUCUUACGUCUGUAAGAGGACACUUUUGAAGAAAAACUCGUACUGUAUCUAUUACAUGUAAAGUAAGACCGGAGGUCAGUUACCUCUAAACUGGUCUAAACAUAAACCAGAGCGCCAAUAGUGGUUAUUAUUUUGUCUUGUUUCAUUUUUAGUUGCGGGUUUAUCCCGCUACCAAAGUUACAAGUGUAUUUCUGACAAUCAUAUAGCAUCUUUAUUUUAUCCCGAAUCACAUCCAAAGGAUGUUCAUGUGCUACACAAAAUAGCCCCAUUCAUGAACAAUGCGGAUGAAUUAUCAAUGAACAAGCAGUUCUUAUUCAACCUGUAUCCAUUCACACUGACCAUUUAGAUUAUAUAAGAUCUAUCAAUGAUAAGGUAAUCCAGCCCAUGGUUACAUCACAAGCUAGGUCAGGCAGAGUUCAUCUUAGAUAUGAGGCACAUUAAAUUUGUAUUUGUUUCUCAUUCAUGUAUAUUCAUAGACUGGCAUUUAAACAGAAAAUAAAUCUACCAAAAAUCCGCAACCAUCAGACAUUUCAAGGCGUUGAUUAAGUUAUAGUUGCUUAAAUAGAACUGUUAUCUUAUCUGUUAAACCUGCACAUUAUAUUUUCAUUGAAUAAGAAUAUAAUAUUGUGUUCUACAAACUACCCGAUGAGUGAGUCGUCUGCUAAUACAAUGUUGGCCAACCUCCAAGGGAAAUUCAGAUUCAGAUCUUAAACCUUUUUCUCAAAGUCACCUUAGCAAAAUAAAACAGAAAAUGUCUUUUUAAUAAAAUAUUGUAAAAAGUCACUAUGUACAAAUGUGCAAAUUAAUGGGUACCAGUGUUAAAAUAUCCAGAGAAAUCUCGUUUUUGCUUAUUUUUCUUUGAAACUACUAUGGACCAUUGCAGAUACUAUAGACUACAUAAAGACGCCUCUCCGGUCCUAUGCACCUGUCGCUUUCCACGCCAGAUGUAGUGAAAAUCGGCCAAAGCACCCAAAUU